CCCAGAUGUGACUCCCCACUCUGUCUGGGCCCUCCAAGCCAUGGCUGACACCAUCUUCGGCAGUGGCAGUGACCAGUGGGUUUGCCCUAACGACCGGCAGCUUACCCUUCGGGCCAAGCUGCAGGCCGGCUGGUCCAUGCAUACAUACCAGACAGAGAAGCAGCGGAAGACCCAGCGCCUGUGCUCUGCCGAGGUGGAGGCCAUCCUGCAGGUGAUCCAGCGAGCAGAGCGGCUGGACAUACUGGAGCAGCAGAGAAUCGGGCGACUGGUGGAGCGGCUGGAGACCAUGCGACGCAACACCAUGGGGAAUGGCCUGUCUCAGUGCCUGCUCUGCGGGGAGGUGCUGGGCUUCCUGGGCAGCGCAUCAGUGUUCUUCAGGGACUGCAGGAAGAAAGUCUGCACCAAGUGUGGGAUCGAAGUCAACCCUGGCCACAAGCGGCCCCUAUGGCUAUGUAAGAUCUGCAGUGAGCAGAGAGAGGUCUGGAAGAGGUCGGGAGCCUGGUUCUACAAAGGUCUCCCCAAAUACAUCCUGCCACCCAAGACCCCUGGCCUGGCGGAUGACCCUCACUUUCGCCCUCAGCCUAUGGAACCAACUGAGCAAGAGCCCCGAAACACUGAUACCAGUCGUGUCUACACGUGGGCCCGAGGACGACUUGUUUCCAGUGACAGUGACAGUGACUCAGACCUCAGUACCUGCAGCCUAGAAGACAGACAGCCGCCCACUGGGGUCAAAGACUUGAAGGGUGACAAAGAGGCAGGUAGCAGCUUGGGGUCCCCCAAAGCAGGAUUCACCCACCCAGUUAGCCACCUCUCAGGAAGCCAGAGCAGUCUGGCCAGUGAGGCAGGAACAGGCAGCACAGACGUACAAGGGGGCACCCCACCCCCUAAGGGACCUGGUAAAAGGUGGCCCCGGGCAGGUCCCCGCUGAUGACAGGGCUCUGCAUCCCCGCUGAGCUGAGCCUGCCGGGAGCGAGGCACGCACUUCCUAGUUCAGGUGACAGAUGAAAGUAGCAUUGCUCCCUCUGCUCUAGGACGCCACAUCUGAUGAACAAAUCAGUGUUUGGGAGGCCAACCCCACUCCCCCCACCAGUGCCUUUCUGCACCCUUCCUCUCCUGCUCCCCUUGCCCCACCACUCAGCUUGACCUUUACUUAUUGUUCUCCCACCCACCCCAUAAAUGCUGGGGUCCACAUAAGUGUGAUCCUCUCUUAAGCUGGCCUGGGGUCUUCAGGCCCUGCUGAGGGACCUACCUGCAUGCACUGAACUUUCCCAGGGGCCAUUGCACAUCCAGAUGUGCAGAGCUUUCUUCUGCUCUGGCUCCAGGGAAAUCAGAAACUCCCACUUCAGAGGGAA
Suncus etruscus (white-toothed pygmy shrew) is the source of this 1352-nucleotide messenger RNA. RefSeq names its product rab effector Noc2-like. The transcript has a single exon. The record is from RefSeq and is a predicted model, not a curated record. Gene Ontology annotation, biological process: intracellular protein transport. Gene Ontology annotation, molecular function: small GTPase binding. Lineage: Eukaryota; Metazoa; Chordata; Mammalia; Eulipotyphla; Soricidae. Bases 41 to 928 code for a protein of 295 amino acids.